UGCUUUGCGAGGGAUUAUCUAGGCCCUCACAAGCCUCUCCCCUACCUGCAGCAUGGAUGUCUCUCUGCUCCUCAACGUGGAGGGAGUCAAGAAGACCAUACUGCAUGGAGGAGUUGGGGAGCUCCCCAACUUCAUCACUGGCUCCCGAGUGACCUUUCAUUUCCGAACAAUGAAGUGCGAUGAGGAGCGCACAGUGAUUGACGACAGCAGGCAGGUGGGCCAGCCCAUGAGCAUCAUCAUCGGCAACAUGUUCAAGCUGGAGGUGUGGGAGACCCUGCUGACGUCCAUGCGGCUCGGAGAGGUGGCCGAGUUCUGGUGUGACACCAUCCACACAGGUGUCUACCCUAUGUUGUCCCGAAGCCUGCGGCAGUUGGCUGAGGGCAAGGAUCCCACAAACUGGCAUGUGCACACGUGUGGGCUGGCCAACAUGUUUGCAUACCAUACUCUGGGCUAUGAGGACCUGGAUGAGCUGCAGAAGGAGCCACAGCCUCUCAUCUUCCUGAUCGAGCUGCUGCAGGUGGAGGCCCCGAAUGAGUACCAGCGGGAGACGUGGAACCUGAAUAAUGAAGAGAAGAUGCAGGCUGUGCCUCUCCUUCAUGGGGAAGGCAACAGGCUCUACAAGCUGGGCCGCUAUGAUCAGGCUGCCACCAAGUACCAGGAGGCCAUCGUGUGCCUGAGGAACCUUCAGACUAAGGAGAAGCCCUGGGAGGUUGAGUGGCUGAAGCUGGAGAAGAUGAUCAACACGCUGAUCCUCAACUACUGCCAAUGUCUGCUGAAGAAGGAGGAGUACUACGAGGUCCUGGAGCACACUAGUGACAUUCUACGACACCACCCAGGGAUUGUGAAGGCCUACUAUGUGCGCGCACGCGCCCACGCGGAGGUGUGGAAUGCUGAGGAGGCCAAGGCGGACCUGGAGAAAGUGCUGGAGUUGGAGCCAUCCAUGCGCAAGGCUGUUCUCAGGGAACUGCGGCUGUUGGAGAGCCGCCUGGCGGACAAGCAGGAGGAGGAACGGCAGCGCUGCCGGAACAUGCUGGGAUAGGCUGGGCUGGGCCGGGCUAGGUUAGGCUAGGCUAGACUGCCUUAGGUUGGGUAGGAGCUGCAGGAUGAAGCACUGGGCUGAGGGCUGGGGCUAUGGACUGGGGCACCAUGCCCACACUACUCUACUUGCUGCAUGGCGCUUCAGGGCAGUGUCCUUGGCUACUAGGAGGCUGCCCGUGAGUCCUCUUCACUCCGACAACUUGCAGGCCACCAGUGUAGCAGGCAUAGUCUGGGCAUUCCUGGUUCAAUCAAUCAGGGCUUAGAUGUCACUUUUUAGCACAGAUUCAUGCUAAAUUAUAUUAAGACUAAUUUCUGAGGGUUGGGAUAUAGCUCAGUGGUAGAGAGCUUGUUUAGCAAACCUGGAGUCCUGGCGUUUAACUCCAGCAUAAAUAAAUAGAUAUACACAUACAUAAAUGCAUUUUGUGGGAUCAAAGUCAUAGCUGUCCAUGGGAAAUCAAAAGCACCCUCCAAAGGCCCCCAAAUUAACAAAGGGCACAGGAAAGCUACCAUUCUUCAGCUCAGGUGUAAUAAUCAAACUU
Molecule: messenger RNA, 1577 nt
Organism: Meriones unguiculatus (Mongolian gerbil)
Lineage: Eukaryota; Metazoa; Chordata; Mammalia; Rodentia; Muridae
Gene: Aipl1
Product: aryl hydrocarbon receptor interacting protein like 1
Exons: 6
Coding region: 53-1039 (328 amino acids)
Molecular function (GO): protein binding; peptidyl-prolyl cis-trans isomerase activity
Source: RefSeq, a predicted model, not a curated record